AUGGAUCCUAAUCAUAAAAGAGAGGCAAUUGGAAAGCUAAUUGAGGUUUGUUUGCAUAAUUGGGGUAUUGAAAAAGUGUUCACGCUAACUUUUGAUAAUGCAAGUGCAAACAAUAAUGUAAUUGCAUAUCUUAAGAGGAAAAUGGUACAUUGGAAAAAUUGUAUAUUGGAUGCUGAUUUUUUGCAUAUUCGAUGUAGUGCACAUAUUGUCAAUUUGAUUGUGUGUGAGGGUUUGAAAGAAUUAGAUGAGGCAAUUGUUAGCAUUCGUAAUGCUGUAAGAUAUGUUAGAUCAUCUCCUUCUCGAUUGCAAAAAUUUAAGGAGUGUAUAAGUCAAGAGAAAAUUGAUAGCAAAUCUUUAGUAUGUUUGGAUGUUCCAACCAAAUGGAAUUCCACAUACUUAAUGUUAGAGUUGGAUUUGAAAUUUCAAAAAGCUUUUGAGAGAAUGGGGGAGGAAGAUGGACAUUAUGCUUCCUAUUUUGGAGAGGAUGAUAGUAGUAGAAAAAAAGUUGGACCUCCUUUAGCUUGGCAUUGGGAUGAUGCCAAAGUUUUUGUCAAAUUUCUUAAGGGCUUUUAUGAUGUAACUCUUAAAUUUAGUGUCUCUUUACAUGUUAGCUCCAACAUACAUUUCCAUCAAGUUUCUUCCAUACAAAAACAAUUGGAUGAUUUAUGUGUUAGUGAGGAUGACCGGUUAUGUGUUAUGGCAAGGAAAAUGAGAGAAAAGUAUAAUAAAUAUUGGGGUUCCAUGGGAAAUGUCAAUAAAUUGCUUCUAAUUGCAGCAGUGCUUGAUCCAAGAUAUAAGUUGGAUUAUGUGUCAUUUAGCUAUGGGAUGCUUUAUGACAAUGAUGAAAGCAGGGUUCCUAAAUCGACAAAUGGUUUGAAAAAAACUUUGAUGAGGUUAUAUAAUUGGUAUAAUGAAAAAGAAAUGGGUUCAAAUGGUAGUUAUCAAUCUUCCACUGGUGUUGAGUCUUCUAGAACUAGUUUGGAUAGUAAUAACAGUGAAUUAGAGCAUGUCAACUAUGCUGACCAGGUUUGGAUUGCUUAUUUGAAGAAGAGAGAACAAAGCCAAUGUAAGGAGGUAAAAAAUGAUGUGGAUAGGUAUCUGGCCGACCCUUGUGAGUCUGAUUUAAUUAAGGAUUUUGAUAUUUUAAAUUGGUGGAGGGUUAAUGGAGAGAAAUACCCUGUGUUAGAGAAGAUUGCAAAGGAUGUCUAUCUCCAUUGUGGCUUCCGAGAGUGCUUUUAG
Messenger RNA from Ziziphus jujuba (common jujube), 1239 nucleotides. RefSeq names its product zinc finger BED domain-containing protein RICESLEEPER 1-like. The transcript has a single exon. NCBI's taxonomy places the organism in Eukaryota, Viridiplantae, Streptophyta, Magnoliopsida, Rosales, Rhamnaceae. Gene Ontology annotation, molecular function: protein dimerization activity; DNA binding. The coding region runs from base 1 to 1239 and encodes 412 amino acids. The record is from RefSeq and is a predicted model, not a curated record.